Eucalyptus grandis is the source of this 833-nucleotide messenger RNA. RefSeq lists its product as uncharacterized. Lineage: Eukaryota; Viridiplantae; Streptophyta; Magnoliopsida; Myrtales; Myrtaceae. The record is from RefSeq and is a predicted model, not a curated record. Bases 170 to 505 code for a protein of 111 amino acids. The transcript is spliced from 3 exons.
CUCUCAGCUUCCGUAUCUUGUCUCAUCAGCAAUCUUAAAAGGUUAGUUCUCUCUCGUGCUCGAUGACCAUUAAGAUUUCAAAUUUAAUGUUUUCUACUACAUCAACCCGGUGAGAAUGACUGCAGACUAGUGGGGGAGUGAAUUGGGAGAGAGAGAGAGAGAGAGAGAGAUGGAGAACAUAACAGCAAGUGAGAUUGCAGGUUUUGGGGUGGGCACUCUGCUUCUGUGUGCCACAAUUGCUGCUCCAAGAGUUGACUCUUUCAUUUCUGCUUCACAGAGGAGCUCACUCGGUAUGUGCACGAAAUGCGGUGACCUGAAGCUAAUAGCAUGCUCAACAUGUCGUGGAGUUGGAUCGGUCAAGGAAGGCGGGCUUAUCGGAUUCAAUUUCGUGGACGAUAUAUAUCAAUCGCUUGGUGGCGAUGAAUCAGGUGGGAAAACCACACCAUGCACGAAGUGUCGAGCUAGAGGUCAUUUUCGUUGCCCGAAUUGCUCUAAGUCGCAGUAAUCAAAGUCCGGCUUUUCCUUCAGCUUAAGUAAGAGGACGAAAUUAUUUUGGGGGCCAGGCAAAUUGCUUGUUCAUCGCACACACCUUUCCUUUUCUGUAACAUAGACCCGUAUUUGUUUGGAUUUGUCAUAGCGUAAUCACCCAAAAGAUGGAUUAUUUUGUAGGGGCUGGAGAGUUUCUCUUGCUUGUUCUAAUAGGGGUGAAAACUUGCAGAAACAACUGUUGUUGAAUACAGAGAAUCAAAUUCACGGACUUGUUGCGUACUGUAAAUAGAACAGCUUGGCUAAGUAUCAGAAGUGGUGAAAGUCCAAAUUUUAAAGGAUUUGAA